AUGGUUUUGACCACGGGCGUCGUCCUCAGCGCGGCCGCUGGCGUGGCCUUGUGCGCUGCGUGCUACUUCUUCUGGCCGGUUGCCGCACCGGUCGCCAUGAUGAAGGCUCCCGGUGCUGCCGGGCUUCUCAUCUCGCGGGCGGCGUUCCUGGCCAACCCGCAGCUCUACUUCGAGCUGCUCUGCACCGACGGCGUCAAGGCAGCUGUUGCCGCAUUUCUGGCUUGA
Molecule: messenger RNA, 225 nt
Organism: Miscanthus lutarioriparius
Lineage: Eukaryota; Viridiplantae; Streptophyta; Magnoliopsida; Poales; Poaceae
Source: the annotation of a GenBank genome assembly